This is a messenger RNA of Siniperca chuatsi (mandarin fish), 8146 nucleotides long. It is a transcript of the gene st3gal2, whose product is annotated as ST3 beta-galactoside alpha-2,3-sialyltransferase 2. The coding region runs from base 1 to 1419 and encodes 472 amino acids. Lineage: Eukaryota; Metazoa; Chordata; Actinopteri; Centrarchiformes; Sinipercidae. Gene Ontology annotation, molecular function: beta-galactoside (CMP) alpha-2,3-sialyltransferase activity. The transcript is spliced from 8 exons. The record is from RefSeq and is a predicted model, not a curated record.
AUGGACAUUGCAUUUGAUAUAGUGGGUGAUCUUGUGGUCCAAAGUGCUCGUCUGGGGGUCAUCCCAGUCACGCUGACCAGGCCUUGGUGGUCGUUGUGUGGAGGCAGCGGCGGCGGAGAACGUGGUGGUGGGCUGGGGACAGUGGCAGGCUUAGGGGUGGGGGCAUGGCCAUGGGGGGGCCGCAUCCCGACCUCCACCCUGCAACGGGACAGGCGCUGGGGCUGGGGGUCCUGGGGCGGGGGUCCAUCCAGGGGAGCUCCCAGACUCUCCGAGCUCAGGCCCUGGCUGAGCGGAGGGACGGCCGGGCCGGCAGGAGGUGGAGGUAGUACUGGGGGAGGAGGUGGGAUGGAGAAAGGAGGCAGGGUGAGAUGUUCCCGCAGAGUCUGGGUUCUCCUCGGCUCGCUGGUUCUUGUCUUUCUCACCUCACUCUUCUUCUCUCUCUCGCUCCGUGGGGGCGUCGGCUUCAACUACCUGGAGCCACCUGGGUGGGAGGAGUCGAGGCGGGUGAAGCUAGUGCCCAGCUACGUGGGCGCACACAGGCUGUCACCACCUGACACAUCACAGCAGAGGACGUGUGCCUGCCCACGCUGUGUCGGAGACCCUGGCGUUUCUGAUUGGUUCGAUGAGAAUUACGACCCAGAUAUCUCACCUGUUUGGACCAGAGACAACGUCCAGCUGCCCUCUGAUGUCUACUACUGGUGGGUGAUGUUACAGCCCCAGUUUAAACCCCACAGCAUCCAGCAGGUGCUGCUGAGGUUGUUCCAGGUGAUUCCCGGAAGGUCGCCAUACGGCUCAUGGGAUCCAGGACGCUGCCUGCGCUGCGCAGUGGUGGGGAACUCUGGAAACCUCCGUGGGGCCGGAUAUGGGGAGACCAUCGACAGGCACAACUACAUCAUGAGGAUAAACCUGGCCCCCACUGUUGGCUACGAAGAAGACGCCGGCAGCCACACCACACACCACUUCAUGUACCCGGAGAGCGCCAAGAACCUGGCAGCCAACGUCAGCUUCGUUCUGGUUCCCUUCAAAACGCUGGAUCUUGUCUGGAUCACCAGCGCUCUAUCCACCGGCCAGAUUCGAUUUACCUACGCUCCAGUGAAGCAGUUCCUCCGUGUAGAUAAAGACAAGGUCCAGAUCUUUAACCCAGCAUUCUUUAAAUACAUCCACGACCGUUGGACCAGACAUCACGGGCGCUACCCUUCCACUGGCAUGCUAGUGCUGUUCUUUGCCCUGCAUGUCUGUGAUGAGGUGAAUGUGUUUGGUUUCGGAGCGGACAGCCGGGGAAACUGGCACCACUACUGGGAGCAGAACCGCUACUCCGGAGAGUUCAGGAAGACCGGCGUCCAUGACGCCGACUACGAAGCCCAGAUCAUCCAACGGCUGGCCAAGGCUGGCAAAAUCACUGUAUUCCCUGGGAAAUAACCAGAAAAAUCACCCCGUGUAUCUAAUGUUCCAACGCUGGUACGGCGGCAGACACUAUAGAGGCUGCUUACAAUGUGUUAGAUAUUCUCGCUUUCAUUUACUUGCAAAAGUUUGAAGUAAACCAGUUGAAGUAAAACAAAUGCUUUCAGAAGGCGAGACGAAAUGGACAUGAAAUGGUAAAAAAAAAGAUUUUAUUCCAUUCACUUCCCCUCAUAUUUGGGAGGCUGGCCACCAGUCGAGAACCAGGAACAGGGAACAUGUAGAUCCAAAUGUAGUUCUGUUCACUUAGGACUCACCUAAAAAUGGGAGUAGAGCCUUAAAUUUGACAAUAAAGUAAUUGGCUCUUAGUAGUUUUUAAGGAUUUAUCUCUAACAGCCAGUGCAAGUCAAGUGGAAAUGAACGAGUGUCUAAUUCUCAAACAAAAAUACUGUAUGCUACGUUCCGAAAAGGCCACAGAAACAGCAACGUCAGCAUCUAGGAGGCUAUUGUUCUACAGCCAUGUGGUGUCUGACAGUAACAAAGCGUGUAUAAACUUACACUUCUUCACCUUCUAAGCUGUGGAUGUUGGCAAACACUAAAUACUGUACUAUAGGCCUGCAGACAAGAUUGACACUACAGACACAGACUGUGGAGCUAUCAGAAGCCAUUGUGCUUUUGAACAUUAUAGGACUGGAUGACUAAUUUUCCCUGUCUUACAGAACCCUGGGCUAUGACUUCCUGGAGAAAGAAUUGUUCUUCUCAGAUCCUAUACGAGGCAAAACCCUCACUUGCCACUUUUCACUUUCAUAACUCCACUUAAUGUGAAUUCUGCCUCACAAGACAGUGUUACGAGUACCUUGUCUGGCUGUGAUGGGUUGUAAAACGGUUGGUUAUGAGACGAUGGGUGAUUGCUGUGAGUUUAUAUUGUAUGACUGUCCUCUAAAACCCCCCGAGUCCUUACCAGGCUUAUCAAGGCCUCGACACCUUGCAGCAGACUCAAAGCAACAUCAUGGAGACUUUUGCCCUUUGGCUAUUAUGACUCACAAAGAGCAGCACUAGCAUGAGCUUCUGCUUUUGUAGAGCCAGCUAGCCUGGUUUUAAACACCACAGUGGCCACAGGCCCUGCUACAGUCUUUAUUCACGUCCAGACACGGGGAGAAGUGUUCUGGGAGAGUGUUGGUUUGACUGCGUGAGACUCUAAUCAGGCCAAAAGUCCAUCUCCUGGGAUUUCAUGUUUGGAUGGAGGCAUGCUGGUUUCUGGACAGGAGUUUAAUCCCCAUGUGGUCUGUCAGGGUCUAAUUUGGGAGCUGGGGCAUGAAGACCCAGCCUGACAAAACCAGCAUGAGAAACACAUCAUUUGCUCCAGUGUUUUUAAGGAUGAAAAGAAGAUGUUGAUUCACUGUUGUUUAUGUGCAGCACAAAUUACACAAACUGUACUGGGUUGAGCACUUUGAAUUUUGAAAGGACUGAGACAAAAAGGGACCUCACUCUGCUUCUUUUCCCUUUCACAGACCUAAAACUCCAUCCUGACUUUUGUUUCCCAGUGGAGUUAAGAGACUGCUGGGAGCAUUUCACCCCAGAUUAAGGCCCAUAUGACGGGGUGAAAGAAAACCCCACUGGAUCUGGGAAUUCUUUAACCUGUCAGCAGCUCAGCUUCAUUAACCAAUAGCCCUGGUCCCUGUUCAGCCCAUUCACAUUUCAGCUAUGUCUGGAGGGGGUGGAGCCACCAGACGCCUUAGACUUCACCUCCGUACCGCAUAAACUGCACUUGUGAUUUUCAUGAUGAUGGCAUAUCCCCAGCAGACUGCAGAUUUAAUUUGUUAGUUUUAUGUACUGUUUAGUUUUGAGUUCACACUUUCAGGAGUUAUAGUAUUGGCUCAGAUUGGAUUUUCUUUUCGACCCAGGUGGCACAUUAAUGUUUUUUAUCAUGAUUUGGUAUCAUCAAAUAAUACCCAUUUACACAUUUAUAGCCUCCAAACAAAUAUGAGUCAUGGAAGUGCUGCUAGGCAGUAUCGAAAAACAGACACAUCAGUGGAAAACAGAAAAUGUGUGCCAUAGAGAGGAAGGAAAAUAAAAGUAUUUGGUUUGAGCUGAGGCUGUACAUCCAUGUGUUUAUCAAGAAGCGGCUGGUGGCUAAUAAGGCAGAGUACUCGGGGUUCCUAUGCAGGUCUGGAAAAUAUGGAGAAGUAGUGAUUGAAUAAGUCUUUCAAGGUGCAAUAAGUGAUAAAUUUUACUGCCCCUUUACACCAAACUAAUGUUAGUUUGCAUGGGUUUGAAUGAUUGUUGAUCAGUAUUAAUGACUCAACAGUCACAUCAUGUUGUGUUGAGCUCUGGCUUUUAAAACUCACUUUCCAGACUGUACUCUAUUUAGGAACAAAUCAGUAUUUAUGUCAGUUACAGGCUACUUUAAGUGAUCAAAAUCAAAAAUCAAAAUACAAGUCAGAUUACUUGAAGCUGAAAACUUGGUUUCAAUUUUUAAGUAUUUGUCAAUCAUACUCUGAGGAGUUGUUGACCACUAGUAGCGCUAUGGAGCGAUGUUUUUAUGUGUGGGUCCCCGUUUUUUUAGUUCUCUUACAUACGCACAAGGACUCAAUAUGCACGCAAUACUCAUUUCUGCCUAUGGUUUCGCACUAUUCCACUGAUAUACAGGUGGCGGUAUAGUGCUAAGAAAUGCAGACAUGUACCAACGAAGGGAAGAAGAAGACUGCUAGCAAGUCAACAUGGAUGUAAACAAUGCAGGAUUUAAAAUAUUCAAAAAAGUCAGCUUACAGUGGCCUGGUAACACAAGCUAACAACCUACCAAAUGUUAUCAGAUUUUGAUUCACAAAUUGCAAAAGUGUGAUUAGUGCAUGGCAUCUUUUUCCAACCAAGCCCCGCCCACUUCAAACCAGUACGAAGAGCACAGACAAAAACAAACAGAAAUGACAGAAAUCUCUUAAUUGAAAUAACCAAAACUGCUGUAAAAAAAACUUCUGUGUUCAUGUAGGAUCCCAUGACUCACAGAAUGAAAGUAGUUUUCAGGGCCUUUAAUGCUCCUUUAAAACUAUGAGAAAACUAUACUAGUUACAGCUUAGAGUUGACCAAAAACUUCAACAACAUUUUUUUUUCCUGGGAAGGAGUCGGUGUAUUGUUUUUGUGACUCACAAUGUGCUACACAGUGAGCUAAAAAAAUCCCAAAUGGUCAGAAAGAUAGCUAAAUUUGUGAAUAGAGGCUGUGUAGGAACUGUGAGUGCCAGCCGCUGCAGCAGAUGGUACUUUCAUGUGAAAUAACACCUGCGUAUGUGUGAGAACAGAGCACAUUGUUGAACGUACAUCACACUGAGUCUGUUGUUAAACGUUAAGGGAUUUAACCACAUGACAUUAUGAAGCUCAUUCUUAUUAAGUGUUUUAUUUUUUUUUACAUGUAGUUUAAACAUUGCUCUUUCUGAGAGGUUUGAGGUAGACAACACACACACACACAGACACACACACACACACACAAAGUGAGGAGGGUCGGGGUGUCACAGUGCCCCCAGCAGACAAUGUGAAAAACUGUGCCUGCUACGCUGAUAUCAGUUCUGUUGAUGUAUUAUUAUAUUAUCUUUGGAUAAUAUUGUGUAACCACAUGUGACUCUCAUGUAUUACCAUUGUACUUUAUCUGCUUUUAAUGUUUUUUUCCUACUUUGCACAUGACACAUUUUUAUAGGACGCUUUAGUGUUGAGCUGGGCUCAUUUUAAGAGUCACUGCGGCUAAAUCUGGACAUAUUGUUUGUGUUUUCUCUCCCUCUGUCACAUACACACACACACACACAUUCAUGCUUUCGUGCCUUGUCCUGCUGCUCGAUGUCUCUCGCCUACAGCUGCUCCAUCGGCAACACACACCUGCUAACUUUGCAUCUUUUUAGUCACACACUCACACACACGUCUUCUGUCUGAGAGCUGUGCCUUCUGAGCUGUAUACACACACACACACACACACACACACACACACACACACACACACACACACACACACACACACACACACACACACACACACACACACACACACACACGCGCGCGCCUACUCUGCCUUCUGCAACUGCUUUGUACACUGACAGUGUUUUCUAAAGCUCGCUGUAGGCUAAAGGAGAGGAUGUGAACUGGUGAUGCAGUGUGACUCGCUGUGAAUUCAUUUUAGGCCAUUUGCUACUUUUUUGAACAUAUAGUGUACACUUUGGAGGCAUUUCUGCUUUUCUAGAGAACAUAUAGUGAAGAAUGGCAGGAAAGAUGGCAGACAGAGAGGGUCAUCCGCUGGAUUCAAGGCCACAAAGUUGCAGGUACCUGUCCUAGCUCCCUCUAUCUGUUUUGAACUACACAGCGACUGCAGAAUAACAGAUGGUGGCGAUGACAAAGCGUCUAAAGGUUCAGACAUAUCAGUGUACCGCUGCUUUUGUGGUUCAGUGUUUUCUUGGGAGUUGUCAGCAACUGUGGUCCUGUGUUAUUGAUGUUUGUUUCCCAAGAUGCUCCCUCCAACUUCAAAAUGAGUGUGUAAAUUGGUUUGGAGAUAACAGGGCUUUCAUCAGAACAUUUCUGGGCUCUCUGGCAGGAGAAUAACAUUCCUAUCACAUUCUUGCAGCCUGCAGUGGGUAGAAAAGUCGUAAUAGUCCACUGGAAACCAUGGAAACUGUUAUCAGCUUCCUCAAUUUCUCACAGUUGUAGACCAGAACAUUGUGAUCAGAUAGAGGGGGAAGCAGGGUGAUCCCUCUCUGCUGUGCUAGCCUAAAUUAGAGUCAAGAGUUUUUUUCCCCAUCUACAGUACAUGGCACAGAUUUGAGUGUGUUCGCUGUAGCAUUUAUAACCUAAAGUAGGUCUUUUCUCCUGUCGCUGACCCAAUACACAGAUUUCUUUUUUUUUUUCCUCUGGAGUUGAUUCUUAAAAUAAUUGGAAGAAGCACCAGUUUUCAGGUCAAUGUCUGUGCCGUGGCCGUGUCAGGAACGUCUAUCAAGAAAUAAAGAGCUGCGUCGGUUGAGAGCAUUUUGGGAAACGUGGUCCUUCAUUGUGACUUUUUUCAAGACAGAUGUCCAGGGAGCAGCAUGUUUUCUCAGGGGAAAUCCGAAUGUGUGGUUCAGUCCUCUGAUAACAGUGACAGAAGCAAGUCAAAUGAAACUGACUUUCGUGGUGAGUUUCUGUCACAACUUAAACUGGACGGAUUUCUUUUUAGCACUGUUAUUUUUUGAAAUUCCAGGCCCAAAACAUUCCCGCACAUUUUUGUUCUACUUUGCUGCCAGUAGAAUCCAGGUUCCUCUCUCAUCCUGGACUAUUUUUACACUGUUUAGUCUCACACAAUAUGUGCUGAGGCACAUUUCACUAAAGCCACAAGCACCCAAUUACUGAUUGCCUGAAAAUGUGUUAUCAAGCCUUGUGCGACUGCUCAAAGCAGCAGACACAACAACUACUGGAGUUUACCACAAUUUCCAUUUUCCUGGAUAGAAAAAGAGGCACAUUAAGCUCAUUAAGUUGAAAUUGGGGGGGUGGUGGGUGUGAUUAAACAGAAUGAGCGUGGAAAUGAACACAGUCUGAAAGCACACCUGUUCAGCUCAGAAAAAGUGGACACGACAUGUUUUGAGGGAGAAUAUCUGUCCAGCAUCUCAAUCCCUUACAUGCAUCUACUUUUAAAGGAAUAGUUUGAAAUUUUGGGAAAUAUGCAAUUUUUUUCUAAGAGUAAGAUGAGAAAAGUGAUACCACUCAUGCACACGUCUGUGUGUUAAAUACAAGGCUACAGGCAGGAGAGUUAGCAUAGCUUAGCGUGAAGACUAGAAACACGGGGAAACAGCUAGCCAGCUGGUCUAGACAAUGUCAAACUAUGUACUUGCUAUGUUAAGGGCAAAUUGGGUAGUUAUUUUCUUGCUGUAGUACUUUAGGCUUUAUUACUGUAAAGUAUUAAUCAGAACCUCAUUACCGAGUUAGAGUUAACAAAAUCAGAAAAUUGGAUCAAUUUGGGGUUGUCUGGCAGGGGGAAACCAAUCUAGGCAUCUGUAACAGAUGAGAAUCUCUGCCAGAGAAAAGGAAUCACAGCUCUCGUGGCUUGAAAAAUAACCACCACUAGUUGCUAUGGUUAAGGUAAUGGAGAAUAGCUUUCUGCAGCAGGGACAGAAAUUUCACUGACUGUUGAGGAACAAAUACAUCCUGAUCAAAACACUGCGGUCCAGGCUGUUGGCAUCGUGACAUCUCCUGCGACUGUUGCCAGCGCGCUCACUGUGGUGUUGGAGGUGGAGGUGAGGACAGCUUCAGGCAGCUCUUCCCUCAUCAGUUCACUGGUCUGCAUUGAACAGAAACAGCUCUUUAGCAGCAGUCACUGAGCUGCAGGCUGCACAUAUCAGACUGUCUCUGUGGAUUGUAACGCUAACACUCAUUCUGCUGUCAGCUAUUGUGCAAGUACUCUGCAAUCACUACAACAACAUACUGGACUUAUCAAGGUUGCUUAGUGAAUAUAUCUGCCAUAACAGCAAACUUACAGGUGGCUCAUUUGAAACAGAUACUGUGGAAGGAAAGAGUAGUCCAGGGAUUUAGAGAGUUCAGUGACUCGGUUUGGAUGGGUGACAUCUUUCCACGUGGGUGGUUUCCUGCUGUGUGGGUCUGACAUCUAGUCCCCGGUUUUAAUUCAGUAGGACUGCCUUUUGGACAAGGUAGUACAUGUGUAUUUACUACAUUGAACCAUCUGUAUGAUAUGUUAUCUGACUCUUUGUAUCUUAUGCUAUUGUACAAAUAAAAGCUUCAUGAAACAUAA